Molecule: messenger RNA, 498 nt
Organism: Cetraspora pellucida
Lineage: Eukaryota; Fungi; Glomeromycota; Glomeromycetes; Diversisporales; Gigasporaceae
Source: the annotation of a GenBank genome assembly
AUGUAUCAAUUAAUCAAUUCUAUUUUUAUUAAACUUUUCGAAUUAUUUUUAAAAUAUUUUGUCGAUUUUAUUAAAAUAAAUCAACGUUUAAUUGAAAACACUCAACAAUGUCUUUUAGUUCCAUUCUAUAAUCAUUUUACAACGGUUGUUACAAACACAAGACAACAUUUAUCAGAUAUAUCAAAUGAUCAUUUAGGAGAAAUUCUAUCUUUUUAUGAUAUUUUUAUUAAAAAGUUAAAUGAACUUAAUUCUGUAAAAACGUUCACUGAUUACAAAUAUCCUCUUAAUGGAGGAACAUGUUGGAAUUGUAAAAGAAUAGGCUAUUCUCAUUCCUGUUGUGUAGCUUGUAAACAGAAGUUAGAACAGUGUGAUUGUAAGUUCAUUUGUGGGCUCACAUAUCCAACACAGUAUGAUAAAUAUGGACGUCCAUGUCAAUUUGCAAAAUGUAGGUACUUUACAAAUGAUUUGAAUAAGGUUAUUCAUCAAUGUAAAGGCAAG